Molecule: messenger RNA, 2596 nt
Organism: Dendroctonus ponderosae (mountain pine beetle)
Lineage: Eukaryota; Metazoa; Arthropoda; Insecta; Coleoptera; Curculionidae
Gene: cin
Product: gephyrin
Biological process (GO): gamma-aminobutyric acid receptor clustering; establishment of synaptic specificity at neuromuscular junction; Mo-molybdopterin cofactor biosynthetic process
Cellular component (GO): dendrite; postsynaptic membrane; cytoplasm
Molecular function (GO): molybdopterin molybdotransferase activity
Source: RefSeq, a predicted model, not a curated record
AACAUGGGAGACGUAAAAUUCGGAAUUUUAACUGUUAGCACAUCGUGCCAUGAAAAUCCUGCAAAAGAUCUGGCUGGACCGAAGCUGGCAACUGCAACUGCUGAGGCUUUCCCCAGUUCCCGAAUCACCUUUAAGAUGAUUGUGACCGAUAGUUUUCCAGAGAUCGUGAAUGCUUUAAAGCUGGCAACUCAGCCGAACGUUUGUGAUGUUCUUUUCACUGUUGGAGGGACUGGAUUUGCUCCAAGUGAUGUCACUCCCGAGGCCACCAGAGCUGUGAUCGAAAAAGAGGCUACUGGAUUGAGCUGUGCGCUGAUCGCUAAAAGCUUAGCCAUAACCGAUAUGGCAAUGUUAUCCCGACCAGCUUGCGGCAUCAAAAAUCGGACCAUAAUCGUAAAUUUUCCGGGCAGUGCCAAAGCAGCGGUGGAAUGUUUCGGUUUCAUAAAAACAUCCAUCCUGCAUGCUGUGGCCCUUCUCAACGAGCAGACCGACAAUGUUAAAUGGGAGCAUCAGCGAAUUCAGCAGGAAAGUAAGGUAAAACUCGGCUCCGGCGGGUUCCUGAAGCGAAAAUCCCCAUUUCCCAUGCUGGAAGUGGACACGGCCCUAGAUUUAAUUCGUCAUCAAGUAGCCCCAAUUGAAGAGAGUGAAGAAAUUGCAAUUGAAAAUGCAGCUACUCGUAUUUUGGCUGAAGACAUCAAAGCACCGCAUCCAAUUCCGUCUUUUCCGGCUUCAAUUAAAGAUGGAUAUGCUGUUCGACAGUCAGAUGGCAUGGGAAGAAGACGGAUUAGAGCUGCGGUUGCAGCAGGAGAUGUUCCUGACUCUGAAGAGUUACAGCCUGGUGAAAUAAUCAGAAUAUCGACUGGGGCGCCAGUGCCUGCGGGAGCUGAUGCUGUUGUCCAAGUUGAAGACACCCAAUUGCUGGAAACAUCUGAAACUGGGGAUGAAGAUCUGGUUGAAAUCCUGGUGGCGCCAAAAAUCGGGCAGGAUAUUAGACCGAUUGGAAGCGACAUACAGGCUCAGAGCGUCGUUCUGAAGCAGCACGCCUCAAUAACUCCUGCUUAUAUUGGAGUGCUGGCAAUGCUGGGAAUUUCCAGAGUUAAAGUGAUAAAGCGACCAGCUAUCGGAAUAAUUUCCACUGGAAACGAGCUUGUUAGCUUCAAAGGGCCGUUAAAACCAGGUCUCAUUUACGAUAGCAAUAAAGUGAUGUUGCUUACAUUGCUUAAGAGCUUCGGCUAUAUAGCUGAUGACUGUGGAAUUGCUAAAGAUACACCCAACAGUUCCAAAUCCAUCCUGGAAAAUGCCCUGAAAGCCCACAAUUUUAUCAUUUCAACUGGAGGAGUGUCGAUGGGAGAGUUCGACUUCUUAAAGCAAGUUUUAGUGGAGGAUUUCGGCGCCCAAGUGCAUUUUGGCAGGGUAAAUAUGAAACCAGGGAAACCGACCGUAUUUGCGACUCUUAACUUCGAAGGCAAGUCCAAGAUUGUUUUCGCACUUCCAGGCAAUCCAGUGUCCUGUUUUGUCACGACGCUUUUGUUUGUGCUUCCCACAUUAAAAUACUUGGAAAAUGAUCAGCAAUUCAUUGGAUGGCCGACUGUUGACGCUAUUUUGGAGGAGGGAAUUAGGAGUUCCGACGCUAGGCCUGAGUAUGUGCGGGUGAUCGUUUCUCGAAACGAGCAAAAUACGUUGAUUUGCAAAUCAACCGGAAAACAAAUCAGUAGCCGCCUGACCAGCACAGUGGACGCAAAUGGACUCCUGCUAUUGCCUGGACGUGCCGCAUUUGAAGCAGGAGAGAGUCACCCUGUCUACUUAUUUGGCUCGAUUUUUUAAACGGAAUUGUGCAUUUUCACUCGAAUAACUUAAUGAUUCUCAACAAAUAUUAAACAAACAAAAACCAAUAUUUUGUACCUAAUAUACUUGCAUAGUGCUUUAUCAUAGAAAAACAUUAACAAAACAUAAAACAACUAAAAUAAUACUUAUUCAUGUAGGGUUAGUAGCUUAAAUGUAAGACAUCAAGGGCAGUCUAUGCCACCAUUUGUACGUGCACUUCAACUUGUAAUGGCUUUUUGGCUCUUUGGCGAUGAGCGCAAUGUCCAAAAUAUCUAACGCUCUUUCAGUUAGCACUCGAGGCUGAUAAUUCAGGAGUCCGUUGAUUGUAAUACACACGUCAUCUGUUUCAGGAUUCCUGCAAUUUAGACAAACAGUUCUUCUUAUUUGGUUGGAUUUUCGAUGGUUCACAUUUCAGGAGAAUCAAUUUUCGCCCAAUGCAACAAUUCAGUAUGGAAACCUAUAGUUUCUUUACUAAUUGCUAAUUUGUUUCCAUAACUAACAAAUUAAUAUUGAUUUCUUAUUUCGGUUCUUAAUACGUAAGUUUGAAAAAAAUACUUCCACUCUAGUUAAAACCAGAAAUGCUGUGCACAAUUUUAUCAAACUAAACAGGUACCUUCUCCUGCACACAUUGGCACCGAUUUCGAUAAUUUUGGAGAAAAUAAUAAUUCAAAACUAUGUAUUUUGGAUACACACUCCAGAUUUAAACUUAAUAUAAUAUGUAGUAUCAUAUGGAAAUUGUCACAUUAAUACAAUAUAAAUGCUGUAUUUUGUCAAA